UUAAAAAUAGUAGCGGUACACUCAGAAGAGAAGAGAAGCAGAGGGGGAGUCUGAAGAAUGCCAACGGCGUCGUUUCUACGCAAUCGAUACUGGGUUCUCAGGCAUGGCAAGAGCAUCCCCAAUGAGAAGGGCCUCAUUGUUUCUUCUAUAGAAAAUGGUACCCUCCCAGAGUAUCAAUUGGCAACUGAGGGUGUUGGACAGGCGCAGUUGGCUGGAGAACAGUUCUUAAAGGAGUUGAAGGAAAAUUCGAUAUCGCUCGAAAAUGUUCGAAUAUGCUACUCGCCAUUCUCAAGAACAAUUCAUACAGCUAAAGUUGCUGCAUCUGCAUUGAAUAUUCCAUUUGAAGGCCCUCAGUGUAAGAUGGUGGAAGAUCUCAGGGAACGCUACUUUGGCCCUUCAUUUGAACUUAUGUCCCAUGAUAAAUAUGCAGAUAUCUGGGCUCUUGAUGAGGAGGAUCCAUUCAAGCGGCCUGAAGAAGGUGGAGAAAGCGUUGAAGAUGUUGCUUCAAGACUUGCCAAAGCAAUUCUUCAAAUUGAGUCUCAAUUUCAAGGAUGUGCCAUCUUGAUCGUGAGCCAUGGGGACCCCCUGCAAAUCUUUCAGACAGUGGUGGGAGCUGCGAAGCAAGAAGAUGAAUCGAGUUCCGAUGAACUGGAAUCAAAAUUACAAGCUGUAAUCACCAAGUCCGUUCUCUCGCAGCACCGGAAAUUUGCGCUGCUCACCGGAGAGCUUCGAGCAGUCCUGUGAAUUCCGGCAAGUUCUCCCCGGACUUGUUGAAGAAGACGAGUUCAAGAAUUGGCAUUUUUUUCUUCUCCUUUGGAAUGAAAAUUUUAGGGAAAAAUACCCUUUUCGUCCUGAAAUUUGAACUUUUCUAAA
This is a messenger RNA of Momordica charantia (bitter melon), 873 nucleotides long. Its product is annotated as Phosphoglycerate mutase family protein. NCBI's taxonomy places the organism in Eukaryota, Viridiplantae, Streptophyta, Magnoliopsida, Cucurbitales, Cucurbitaceae. The record is from RefSeq and is a predicted model, not a curated record.